AUGAAAGUUAUACCUAUUCAUAUUAUCAUCAUGUGUGAACAUUCAUCAGAUUAUACUGAUACAGUAGAUCCUAGGGUACAUGUAGAAUUGGAGAGAUUGAACAAUGCUACUGAUGAAAUUAACAAGCUAGAAGUGGAACUUGAUGAAUGUAAAACAAGUUUCAGGCAGCUACUUUGUGAGAGUACAGCAAAGGUUGAUGCAAUUAGGCUCAAGCUAGGGAUGUGUGUGGAGAGAUCUAGGCCCUAUUAUGAAGCUAGGUUUUACACCAGUGAAGUAUUCAAACAAACACAGAUUGCAGCUAUGAAGUUUGAGAAGGCUAAUAGUGCUCAUAGUGCAGCUAGAGAAAUGGUUUAUUUGGCAGAACAAGGCCUUGGUGGGAGAACACUUGAUCCUGCUUGGCAAGAAAUGUUGAAUCAUGCAACUCAGAGAGUUAAUGAUGCAGAAACAGAGCGUGGGAUAGCAGAAACUGAACAUAGAAUUGCUUGUGUGAAGCAUGAAGCUGCUAAUGCUAAAGUAUUAAGCUUGCAAAAAGAACUGAAAAGAGCAAUAACUAAGAGCAGUUUAUCCAUUCGAAGAUCACUUAUGAAAAUGAGUAACAUUCUAUCACAGCAUGAAAUGAUGUUUUUACCAUAUUACGAAAUGAAGGCUCACUACAACCAACUACUAGAACAUCAAAAACAAAAAGUUCAGAAAUUAGAAGCCGAAGUAGUGACUUCUAAAUCAUCGUACGCAGAUGCAUUGAGAAAUUUAGAAAGGAUAUCUGAUGAAAUUCACUUGAACCGAAGGAAGGCUUCCUCGAUAUCCAAUAGUUUGGCUAGCACCAAGCAAAGGAGUCUAGACUCGAAUGUUUCUAUGCUCGAUGAUGCACAAGAACUGAUUGACGGGAACAAGAGUCUUCCACAUAAGAUUGGUGACCUACCUAGUCCAAAUACUACUAGGACCGAUGAUGUUGAGGGGUAUCUUAAUCCACAUAUGAGUGGAGAUGUUAGUAAUGCUUCUUCCAUUUCUCCAAUGUCAAACAGUGGCAAGUUGGGCGUAACACAAUCUAGUGAGUGGACAGAAAUCAACCUAGAAAAUUCCAGUCCUGAAGAUGAUAUACCAUAUAGUAAGCUGGAAUUUGAAGUGAACAAAUCGUGUAAGUCUGAACUAAUCAAACAAAAUACUUUGCCAAACUUCAAAGUGGAUAACGAAUUUAGUGCUAUAAAAAAUAAAAUGAAGUUGGACACUACUAUCACAAAUUGGAUUAGUAGGUCAUCUGUAAAAAACGAGGAAGUCCCAGUAAAUGGCAGUAGACGACAAAGUUUGGAUAAUCUACUGGGUCCAACUGGAGAAAGAGUGAAAGAAAUCUUUUCACAAGGAAUAAUGAUGCUGAAUAUAAGUUCUCUCACUGAACGGAGAAAUAGCGAACCAAAACUGGGAAUAGCAGAAGAUAAAUCGAGAAAUGGAAGUGCUAAGAAACUUCCCAGUCCGCUAGAGAAAACUCUAACCUACCUGAACAUUGACGAUGAUUAUUCAGAUACUGAGAGCGUUUCCAGCAUUGAGAUGUUGAAUGAAGACCAAAUCAAUUCACUCAUGUUGGAUACCAGUGUGGUGUGCGAGCAGGUUUUGGGAACACCCAUGAUGGAAAUAGUGCCGUCACCCCAGUGUGUUUCCACUAGUAGUUUUUCUAAUCAACCAGUGAAAUAAAUAGACCAAGCUAAGGAACCUUA
Phaedon cochleariae (mustard beetle) is the source of this 1709-nucleotide messenger RNA. The record is from the annotation of a GenBank genome assembly. Lineage: Eukaryota; Metazoa; Arthropoda; Insecta; Coleoptera; Chrysomelidae.